Fraxinus pennsylvanica is the source of this 1104-nucleotide messenger RNA. Lineage: Eukaryota; Viridiplantae; Streptophyta; Magnoliopsida; Lamiales; Oleaceae. The record is from the annotation of a GenBank genome assembly.
AUGAAUACCGAAAGAAAAACUGCAAGUAUCCUCGGAGGCAAGACGGCCAAGGCUUGCGAUGGCUGUUUACGACAAAGGGCUAGAUGGUAUUGCGAGGCUGACGACGCUUUUCUAUGCCAAUCCUGCGAUGCAUCGGUGCAUUCGGCUAACCAAUUGGCGAGUCGACACGAAAGGGUUCGACUAGAAUCCUCAUCUUGUAAGGGGAAAGGAAAUGACGAUUCGGGACCGGCUUGGUACCGGGGAUUCACUCGUAAGGCUAGAACUCCGCGGCAGGCCAAGUCGAGUCCAGCGCAACCUUCUCUUUUAGUCCCGGAGAUUAACAGUGAAGACACUUCUCCAGUGGAAAAUGAGGAUCAAUUUCUUUAUAGGGUUCCUGUUUUUGACCCUUUUGAUGCUGACAUUUUUACAGCAUCAAAUCCAACCGAGAAUGAAUUAAUCGACAUUUUGUUGGAUGAUGAAAAAGGAUGUGAUCUGGAUAUUAAUCCAGUGUUUAUUACAUCUGAUGCUGAGCUUGCAGAGUUUGCUGCCGAUGUCGAGAGUUUAUUAGGAACGGGAAUUGAGGAGGAUUCUCAUGUGAUUGAAUUAGGGUUGGGAGGAAUGGAUUGUAAAAAAGAUAUAAUCGAAAAACGGAUAAAGAUUGAGAACGAUGACGAUGAUGAUGAAAUGAAAGCCGUUAUCGCCUGUCAUUUGGAUCCAGCGUUGGAUAUGGCUAGGGAAACAUUCAACUGGAAUUCUGAUUAUGCAUCUCCAUUAUUGAAUGAAGAAGCAGAUGAGGAGAAAAAAGUUAUGGGAACCGUGACGAAGAUGAUUGAUUGUCAAAGUGAAGCAGAAGUUAGUAGGAAAAUGUUUUUGACGCUCAACUAUGAAGCAGUUAUCGCUGCUUGGGCUGGCCGAGGUUCUCCAUGGACGAAUGGUAUUCGACCUGAGUUCUUCAACGUCAAUGACUUCUUGGAUACCAGCCUUAAUCCGUAUGAAGGACUUAGGGGAUGGUUGGGAGGCUGUGACCCUGGAAGAAGAGCAAGAGUGUCAAGCCUGCAGGCGGCUGUGCUGGGCUGCAGGCAUGCCCCAGUGGCCAGUGCGGUCAUGUGCUAUAACUGGGCCUGA